Messenger RNA from Prorocentrum cordatum, 1368 nucleotides. The record is from the annotation of a GenBank genome assembly. NCBI's taxonomy places the organism in Eukaryota, Dinophyceae, Prorocentrales, Prorocentraceae.
AUGGACAUGGUACCACACGAGAUGACGGACAUGAUGAGGACUGUGCGGCCAGGGGACCGUCUGUACUGCCGCUACAGUCUAGCGGAGAAGCUGUACCACGAGCGCCUGCUGCGCGGGCACGCGGCAGGGUCACUCUGGGCGGUGGCGACGCCUGACGGAGACGUCUUUGUUGAGGACUUCGCCGACGCCGACCACGCGGAGGUGCACCGUGGCGGGCCGCGCGGUGGACUUCCACCGCAGCUGCGUAAGAAGAUGUUCUACAGGUUCGACCUCGACAAGGACGCGCUCUCCGCCCCGUUGGCCGAGGGCGCGCAGCUGGCGGAGCGCGAGCGCGCCGCCCUGCCAGCAGGCCGCCGCCUCCGUGGGAAGCAGGCCGCGCAGGCCCGGUCGUCCGAGACGCAGCUCGCCCUCGACGGUGGCACGCGGACCCCAGUCGGCUCCGACGCCGAGCGGGACAACCAUUUGGCGGAGCCGCCGCUCCCCCCACCGGCGCGCGCACCCCCGCCGCGCGCGGGUCCAGGGGGAACGCCGCUCCCGGCGGCGCGGCUCGACGACGGCUGGGUUGCCCUGGAGUCGCGGCCGGGCUUCAAGCGGGGCAGCCCUGUGGAGGUGGCCCUCGCCACCGUCCACGCCAACGGGGUCAUCGCGCUCGCACGCAUCGGGACCAUCGACGAGGUUCCAGCGUCGCCGAGAGCAGCGCCAGAUGCUGUACUGGACGAGCGCAUCUUGCAGCACCGACGGAGCAGCACUGGACAGCGGCGCCGAGUCCUCGCGGAGGUGGUCUCCGAGCAGCAGGAGGCGCUGCACACCAAAGAGCGGCGCAUCGAGGGGCCUGCCACCGUCGGCUGGCUGCCCCAGGCACAUCUGGAGCAGGGUGGGGGGCCCGUUCAGCGCCACCACUGGUGGAGACAGAUCCUGGGAUUGGCAGCAGCUGACCCCGGGGUCGACGAACAUGUGUUCCUCUGCCAGCUACUGGAGACAGCAGCCACGGCCGACCAGCUCAACCUGCCGGGUUGCGAGACGUUCGAGCUGGCGGCCAGGCGCUUCCAGCUAUGGGAGGAGGUGCACUCAGAAGCCUUACGACAGGCCGAGGUCUCGGGCACUGCAGGGACCACAGCCGACCCCGACGGCUGGUUGGACGAACGCCGCAUCUUCUUGGGGGGCACGCGCCCGAAGGGGCACGCCCUCGUUGCACCGACUUUGGAGAGGCACGCGGCGGCGAAGAUGCAGGAGGAGAGCGCCAUCCUCAAGGAGAGGCACAAAGGAAGGGGGGAGCGCCGCAUGGCGCACGGAGAGAGCAGCAGCGCAGCUGGCGCCGGCCUCGGCGACCCGGGCGGGGGCGGCGGCGGCGCGGGCCCCGCAGGCUGA